GUUUGUCCAGUUUCAGUUCUUUAUAACUGACACGCAGAUGUCGCCGUAAGUAUUUUUGUUAAUCUUUCUCAUAAUAUUCGUAAACAAAAGAUGAAGAACAUCAAUGUUAUGAAUGAAAAACUUAAUUUAACGUUAAUCAAUGGCACUGGCUAUGUUUUCAAAGUGGAGGAUUACAUGACAUUGCGGCGGAAGCACCGCAUUGUGGGCGCAUUGGUAGGCACGUGUAAUGUACGCGGCUGGUCGGCCAAUGAUUGCACUUUACCCAUGGAAUUAACGCCACUUGAGACACAUUUUUUAGUGGAGCGUGGUAUAGCACAAUUGGUUUCCAAGCGGGAUUCUCUACUGCGCGUGCCAGAUGAAAAAGAAUUGGCGGAGUACCAUAAAAAUUUGGAAGUGAGUUUUAGUGCACAAUCCGAAACCUUGAAGGCUGAAAAAUUGCGUGAAACGGAGCGAAAUAUGAGUAAAAUAUUGGCAGGCAAGCGAAAAAAACUUUUAAGGGAAGGUGUGAGCGAUGCGGCUAUCGAACUGGAUGCCUCUAAGAUACUACAAGAAACUGCUGACAAUUUCGUUUUUGACCGCAAAAAUGUGCAAUUGGAAAUCGCCUGUUCGCAUGAUCAGCCUCAUGCAUUUAAAAUUGUUGACACACCGCCCAUCCAAAGCCCUUUAAAAUAUAAAGUGUUCUGCGACUUUUGGUCCCGUGGUCACUAUGUCACUGCUGGCGACGCUUUCGGCGCUGAUUUCCUUCUGUAUCCUGGUGAUCCCUUACAAUACCAUGCUUCACACAUUGUCAUACUGUUGGAUUCGCCCAUUGUACAACCUCUGGAUUUAAUAGCGAAAGUUCGUUUAUCUGUGAUAGUCAAUAAAAUCUGCAUUUUCGCUUACUUCGUUGAAGGAGAAGAGAAAGGCGAAGAUAAUGCUGAACGUGAAGUACAUUAUCAAACUGUUCAAUGGGAAGGCAAUCGAGACCGCGUGGGAUUGGUUGAAGGACCAAGCGAACAGAAGAGAUGAUUUUACAGAAGAGAUCUUUAUAUUGUUAUUGUAAAAAAAAAUCUUUAAUUUAUGAAUUUUUAUAAAUAAUAGACAGUAUGCUUAAA
Molecule: messenger RNA, 1094 nt
Organism: Ceratitis capitata (Mediterranean fruit fly)
Lineage: Eukaryota; Metazoa; Arthropoda; Insecta; Diptera; Tephritidae
Gene: Tsen34
Product: tRNA-splicing endonuclease subunit Sen34
Exons: 5
Coding region: 91-1008 (305 amino acids)
Biological process (GO): tRNA-type intron splice site recognition and cleavage; tRNA splicing, via endonucleolytic cleavage and ligation
Cellular component (GO): tRNA-intron endonuclease complex
Molecular function (GO): nucleic acid binding; tRNA-intron lyase activity
Source: RefSeq, a predicted model, not a curated record